Suillus paluster is the source of this 572-nucleotide messenger RNA. RefSeq lists its product as uncharacterized. The record is from RefSeq and is a predicted model, not a curated record. The transcript has 2 exons. Lineage: Eukaryota; Fungi; Basidiomycota; Agaricomycetes; Boletales; Suillaceae. The coding region runs from base 34 to 540 and encodes 168 amino acids.
UAUCUUCUUUCUAUAUGGUCUAAGAGUCGACAAAUGAAAAUUCGAUGGACUUGCUGGCAUGGCGUUCUGUCGAGCAAUAAAAGCUCUAUAGGCAAACAGGUGAACUCAGAGUCCUCCGACUUAAAGCCCACACAGUGCGACGCAUCGGCCAUCGCUGAAAGAAGGAAACAAGACUUUGGGAAUUCGAAGAUGAGGAAAUCAGCAGCAGGUGCGAUUGUAGCUAUCGCCCUUGCUGUCUUGUCGUUCACGAAAGCGUUGCCGCCUGAAGCAGUGUACGUCGACCCUCUAAUGUACUUUCAGCUCAACCUCUCCGAUACUGUCCAAAUGGCCAACGGGGGAACGGGCCCAUAUAAAGGAGACCUUCUGUUCGUCACUCCAGGUUGCGCUUUACUUCCUCCUUCGAUCGUGCGUGUCAAUCCCAACUCUUCCUACAGCACCACUGUCCUUUUAGACAACUUCUUAAGCAGACAGUUCAACUCGCUCAAUGAUAUUAAAGUUCUUCCAGGCACGGACAUCAUGUUCUUCACUGAUCCUCCGUGAGCAAUUGAUUGGACGAUGGUGUUCACAAUGCA